Molecule: messenger RNA, 1833 nt
Organism: Lacerta agilis (Sand lizard)
Lineage: Eukaryota; Metazoa; Chordata; Lepidosauria; Squamata; Lacertidae
Gene: PCBP3
Product: poly(rC) binding protein 3
Exons: 13
Coding region: 72-1181 (369 amino acids)
Biological process (GO): regulation of RNA metabolic process; regulation of gene expression
Cellular component (GO): nucleus; cytoplasm
Molecular function (GO): mRNA binding
Source: RefSeq, a predicted model, not a curated record
GUCUUCUCCUGUGGAGUCACUCUUCCCUUGGGUCUCCUAAUAUCAGACUGUUUACCAUACCACCAUAGAAGAUGGAAUCUAAAGUUUCUGAAGGUGGCCUGAAUGUGACCCUCACCAUCCGACUACUGAUGCACGGGAAGGAAGUUGGAAGCAUCAUUGGGAAGAAAGGAGAAACAGUGAAAAAGAUGCGUGAGGAGAGUGGUGCACGAAUCAAUAUUUCUGAGGGAAAUUGUCCAGAGAGAAUUGUCACCAUAACAGGCCCCACUGAUGCCAUCUUCAAGGCUUUCGCCAUGAUUGCUUAUAAAUUUGAGGAGGAUAUAAUCAACUCAAUGAGCAACAGUACAGCUACCAGUAAGCCACCCGUAACGUUAAGGUUGGUCGUGCCUGCAAGCCAGUGUGGGUCACUGAUUGGAAAAGGAGGCUCCAAGAUUAAGGAAAUCAGGGAGUCUACAGGUGCUCAGGUUCAAGUUGCGGGGGACAUGCUGCCCAACUCUACAGAAAGGGCAGUGACCAUUUCAGGGACCCCCGAUGCUAUUAUCCAAUGUGUCAAACAGAUCUGUGUGGUGAUGCUGGAGGUACAGUCUGUAACAAUGGGGUCCCCACCGAAAGGUGCCACCAUUCCCUAUCGCCCAAAGCCCGCCUCCACCCCUGUCAUUUUUGCAGGUGGUCAGGUAAGAGCCGACCCGCUUGCGGCCUCCACUGCCAACCUCAGCCUUUUACUGCAGCACCAGCCGCUGCCCGCCUAUACAAUUCAGGGACAAUACGCUAUUCCACACCCAGAUCAGUUGACCAAGCUCCACCAGUUGGCUAUGCAGCAAACCCCCUUUACUCCCCUUGGACAGACCACCCCCGCUUUCCCUGGAGAAAAGCUGCCCUUACAUUCCUCCGAAGAAGCUCAAAAUCUGAUGGGCCAAUCAUCAGGUUUGGAUGCCAGUCCCCCGGCCAGUACUCAUGAACUCACCAUUCCCAAUGAUCUAAUAGGCUGCAUAAUCGGACGCCAAGGGACCAAAAUCAAUGAAAUUAGACAGAUGUCUGGAGCACAGAUCAAAAUCGCCAAUGCCACAGAAGGUUCAUCAGAACGCCAAAUUACCAUCACAGGAACCCCAGCUAACAUCAGCCUUGCUCAGUACCUCAUCAAUGCCAGGCUGACAUCUGAGGUCACUGGAAUGGGCGCACUCUAAUUUCUGCCAAUCACCCAUCAUUCUGCAUCACAUGACCCUCUCUAGCCAAUGACGCUUCUUCACCCAGCUUCUACAAUGCGUAUACUUACGGCUUCACACACCCCUCUUCUCCUUGGAAACUUUUCUUUAAUAACAAAUAUAUGUAUAUAAAUAAAUAUAUAUAUAUAUGUAUGUAUGUAUGUGUGCACAUACUAAUAAGUUGCUUUAUAAGUUGCAUUCUGUGAUUUUGAUUUUGUUCCUGAAUUUUAAAUUUAUGCUCCAGGCCAGUCUGUGUUUCAGCUGUACAGUGCUAACUAUUUUAUAUAGGUUUUGCCUGGGGUUUCCCUUGGUAAGACUUUGGAAGAAGGUUGGUCUCACUAGUCUUUAUUUAGCUCAGUUUAGCUAAGAUGGUUUUUAUAAUUUUACCUUUUUUUGCAGCACCUGUAGUAGGACUGAGACCUGGCCUCGUCUAGAGCAGUGGUUGCUUUGAAAUAGCUGUUUCUUUUAAUUAUUCAAUUAUUCCUUCCAUCUUUGAACCCUGAUUGUCCUUGGCUCAUCCUUAAAAUGUUUGGAUCUAUGUCCUAAGAAUGUGGCAUGACUUUCUCCCAUUUCAUGUUGGAAGUGGAACAGGCAGGAGCCCAGGAGCAUCAACCGGGUCCUCAUGGGUUCCUGC